UAGAUACACUAGUAGAAUUAGAAGUAAGUCAAGUCAACUCAUGAAUUAUGAGUUAUGAGUCAUUUUGAGUUUAAUUUGUUAAUUGUUUGAUUAUGAACUCGCUGUUGACUGGUGAGCCAAAUUUAAAUUUAGAUAAACUUAAUUCUGACUUGAUUAUAUAUCUAUUUAUUGUUGGUUGAAUAGAUGAUAAAAUCAAACCUGAUAAAUCUAGUUAAAUUAUUUAAGAUAGAAAAAAAUAAAAAAUAGGCAUUUAUAUAUUAACUUUUUAAUUAUUUAAAAUUUUAUAAUCAGUUUUAAAAAAAAAAACGUUUUAAACCUUUUUAAGGGAGUGACUCCCGUAUAUUUAUUAAAAAAAUUGAAUUGUUGUGUUAUAUCUGAAUAAACCUAACUUUUUAACUGCAUAAAUUUCUCGUAAUAAUUUUGAAUUGACGCCGUUAGCAAGAAUGCUUUUUGUAAGUAGAAAUUGUUACGUAUGCGCAAAACGCGUCCAAUGAAGGAAGGAAGAAAGGCAAUGCAAUGAGAAGGUAGCGAUAUUAAGAUGAGGCAAACUUAUUUCCAGUAAAUGAGGUAUCGUUUUCCUGGAAUCUUCACAUAUAAUCUUCUCAUCACUUCAAUAAUUCCCAGCUUCAACUGUGUCCUCUUUUAAAAGAAGCACGCACUUGUCAACAAUCAGCAUCAACAACGAAUUUAACUUGCACAGUUGCACAUUGUGAACUGAAUCCUUCUUGAUAAGUGAUAGCUUAAAGUAAAGGGUUUUAGCUGUUGAAUUUGAAUAAUAUUGAUUAUUGUGUUUCUAAAAUAAUGAACACAAUAAGCCAAGCUGGAAACUUAAAGCGGAGACGUGAGGAGGGAGGCAUCUGUAUCAGGACUGGAAAAUAUGUGAAGCUCAACAUAGAAACGGAAAUCGUGCCGGCUCUCACAAAAUUCAUUCGGGAAGUGGUAAAGGAGGAGUUGGAGAGCAAACUGUCCAUCGCGGAGCUCAAAGCAUCACUACAUUCAGGGGCGGCGGAGAAACGCUACAAGUUGGUUUUCAAGGCUGAUUUGGGUGAUACAAUUUAUAAAGACUCCAAAAUCAAAGCGAAAGAAAAUGAUGUUGAGGUUGCUCUAUAUGAUACUGUGAGUAAUUCAGUAGUAACACAUGGCCCACUGUCUUCCAUUAAGGUCGAGAUUUGUGCCCUCAACGGCGAUUUCGGCUCCAAUAAUGGAAGGUGGAGCACAAGCGAAUUCAAGCACAACAUCGUUCACCAAAGAGAAGAUAAAGCCAUGUUACUAAAAGGAGAAACGGUUAUCACACUAAAGGAAGGAGUUGGUCACAUCAACUUCAUUACCUUCACCGGUAACUCAAAGCGUACAAGAAGCAGCCGUUACAGAUUAGGAGCCAUUGUUCACUUACCUUGCCAUCAACAACACGUCGGAGAAGCUGUAAGCAAUCCUUUCAGGGUCAAGGAAAGCAGAGGGAAUACGAAGCAUUACCCUCCGUCACCUAAGGACGAAAUAUGGCGAUUGGUCAACAUAUCAAAAGAUGGUCACGUCCAUGACCGCCUCUUUCGUCACCUUAAAAUCCAAACUGUUGAGGAUCUCUUGCGUUUUGACAACCCAACCGAUCGUCCUUUGUUACAAAAGAUAUUUGGCCAAGGUUCAAGAAAGCUGAGGGAAACACUUAACCAUGCUAAGACUAGUUGUCAAGGACAAAAGUGUCAUUCGCAGAAUAUUAUCAUCAACUCUGAUGAUGAUAAGCAGCAUGUUGAGGAGACACUAGCAUUUGCACACACCUUUCCAGGCCCAAUGGCAAGUCUACAACAUCAAGAUCAACUAGGAACAGGGCAAGAUUUUGUCCAACCUUCUACCUCAACACCACACGUUGCUGGAGCAGAUAGCAAUGGGCAGUUUGAUUUUGAAACAGAACUAUUUGAGCUACUACCCCGUGAAACGCGCAUAGAAGGGAAUAAUGAUUGGGAUUAUUGUUUCUGAUGAGUUCAUAUGACUUUUUAAUAUGGCAAUAUCUAUCUUGUAUGUGUGGGAAUAAUUGUUGUUGUGAAUGAAUUGAAAUGCAUGGGGGCGAAGAUGUAUAGCACUUUUUAGGCUCUCUCUAUAGUCUAUAUAUAUAUAUAGCUACUUGAACUUUGAAAGACAAACACAUACGGCAGUGUUUGGCCAUGGGCCGGAUAACUUUAUUCAAUUAUAAUUUAGGUAUUUAUUUGUAUUUGUUAAUUUAUCUAAUCAAUAAAAACAAUUAUUAUCAUUUAA
Messenger RNA from Arachis stenosperma, 2247 nucleotides. RefSeq names its product calmodulin-binding protein 60 B-like. The coding region runs from base 802 to 1971 and encodes 389 amino acids. The transcript is spliced from 8 exons. Gene Ontology annotation, molecular function: sequence-specific DNA binding; calmodulin binding; DNA-binding transcription factor activity. Gene Ontology annotation, biological process: regulation of salicylic acid biosynthetic process. The record is from RefSeq and is a predicted model, not a curated record. Lineage: Eukaryota; Viridiplantae; Streptophyta; Magnoliopsida; Fabales; Fabaceae. Gene Ontology annotation, cellular component: nucleus.